This is a messenger RNA of Scomber scombrus (Atlantic mackerel), 2681 nucleotides long. RefSeq names its product nuclear receptor subfamily 6, group A, member 1a (gene nr6a1a). Gene Ontology annotation, biological process: regulation of DNA-templated transcription. Gene Ontology annotation, molecular function: DNA-binding transcription factor activity; sequence-specific DNA binding; zinc ion binding. NCBI's taxonomy places the organism in Eukaryota, Metazoa, Chordata, Actinopteri, Scombriformes, Scombridae. The record is from RefSeq and is a predicted model, not a curated record. The transcript has 12 exons. The coding region runs from base 1 to 1479 and encodes 492 amino acids.
AUGGAGAUAGAGAAGAGGACGAAUGGGUUCGACUACCCGGAGAGAAACAACGCCAAGUCCGUCAACGGCUUUUAUGGGGACCAUCCGCUGGAGUCUGAACAGAAUGACAGCAUGGAAGGUAAAAAUGAAAGCAAUGUGGAUGAUCCAGCUGACCAGCGUACUUGCCUUAUCUGUGGAGAUCGCGCCACAGGCCUGCACUAUGGCAUCAUCUCCUGUGAGGGCUGCAAGGGCUUCUUCAAGCGCAGCAUCUGCAACAAGCGCGUGUACCGCUGCAGCCGGGACAAGAACUGCGAGAUGUCACGCAAGCAGCGCAACCGCUGCCAGUACUGCCGCCUGCUCAAGUGUCUGCAAAUGGGGAUGAACCGCAAAGCAAUCAGGGAGGAUGGCAUGCCAGGAGGGAGAAACAAAAGCAUCGGGCCUGUUCAGAUUACAGAGGAGGAGAUCGAGCGCAUCAUGUCGGGUCAGGAGUUCAAGGAGGACGCCCCCGAGCACACCUGGGGCAACAACGGCGACAGCGACCACAGCUCGCCCAGCAACGGAGCCUCGGAGGGCAACCAGCCAUCACCCGCCUCCACUCUGUCAUCCAAUCGCUCUGUGGAAAUGAACGGCUACACGGCGGCCCUCAGGGACCAGUACAUCAACACCUCCAUGUCCACACACUACCAGCUCCUGCCUCACCUGUUCACCUACGCCGCCCAGUCUGGCCUGUUGGCCCCCCAGCCCCGCAGCCUCUACCCACAAUCCCACCCGCUGGUGCUGCAGCUGGUGGCGGCAGAGGACCUGGCCCCCCUGGCCACCCCGAUGCUCAUAGAAGACGGGUACAAAGUGACACAGGUGGAGCUGUUUGCCCUGCUGUGCCGCCUGGCAGACGAGCUGCUUUUCCGCCAGAUCUCCUGGAUCAAGAAGCUGCCCUUCUUCUGCGAGCUUUCCAUAGAGGACUACACCUGCCUUCUCAGCUCCACCUGGCAGGAGCUCAUCUUGCUGUCCUGCCUCACCAUCUACAGCGCCCAGAUCUUUGGAGACCUGGCCGACGUCACCGCCAAGUACACGCCGUCAGAUGAUGAGCUGCAGGGCUUCAGCGAGGACGGCAUGGAGGUGAUGGAGAGGUUGAUAUAUCUGUUCCGCAAGUUCCACCAGUUGAAGGUCAGCAAUGAGGAGUACGCUUGUAUGAAAGCCAUCAACUUCCUCAACCAAGAUAUCAGAGGUCUGUCCAACAUCUCGCAGCUCGAGCAGCUGAACAAGCGCUACUGGUAUGUGUGUCAGGACUACACCGAGUAUAAGUAUCCGCACCAGCCAAAACGCUUCCCUGAGAUCAUGAUGUGUCUGCCGGAGAUUCGCUGCAUCGCAGGGAAGCUGGUGAACGUCCCUCUGGAGCAGCUCCCCCUCCUGUUCAAAGCAGCCUUGCACUCCUGCAAAUCCAGCCUGACCAGCUACAGGACCGGCCCGUCGCCCUGCGUGACCACUUCCUCCGGAAACUAGACCCCACCCCCCACCCCCCAAAAAUGACCCCCCAAAAAGUCGAGGGACUGGUCUCCCCUCUUGUGAAUGUGACAAGCAGCUAGUUUGUUUUUCUUUGUAACUUUUUUCUUUAUAUAUUUAUUACACGACAGAGCUGAAUGUAUGCUGAUUUACACUGUGCACAUGCUUCUGUACAAAACAAAUGCUCGUAGAUGCAUUGGUCUUUGGAGUUUACAAGUGUGUAUCCAGUUUGCUCAAUGUGUCAGUGUUGCCAUUGUUAGAGCUAGACUUUAAAAGAGUUUAUUUUAUUCAGAUGGGGGCGGAUAGACACAUGUGACGAGUGUUUUGAGACUACCUCAGGAAGAUGUUGUUGCUAUUUUCAGGUACCUUUUCUUGCUGUUAAAUGAAGAGUUGCCCAGUCUAAAACCAAAUCCCUGUGGAUACUUUGGCACCUCAAUCAGAGGCUGAAUGUUCAAAGGAGCUGCGUGAAAUCAAAGAUUGAAAAAGAAAAAGGAAAAAAAAAAAAGUGUUUUUGUCACACUGAAGAUGCAAAUUGAAUUAGCAUAAUUUAGCUACUUUAUCUGCAUGGACUCUCAGACAUCCUGCUUAUGGGAGGCGGUCUUGUCAAUUUAACAUUCCAUGAGUUAAGGUGACAGUUAUUUGGAUCUGUGGGAUCUUCAUUGAAAAAAGGAGCAUACGGGUAUUUUUUACAAUCAUAGACUGGGGAUGUAAGGCUUUAUUGCAGGGGAAGGGGAGGAUAGCUAGGUUUGCUUUUUAGUUUUAUUGUUUUUCUUUUUUUUUUUGACCAAAGUGUUUAUGCAAUGCUUUUUCUCAAACACCCAUUGAUGGGUAGGGAGCUGAUAAUCUCCGCAAAGGAAAAAAAAAAAGAUUUCUUAUUAAUGAAGGAUCAGGAUAAGAAAUGAAUCAAUCUGUGUCAGAGGGAGACCUCUGCUGGACAGACGAGUACGUUGUUGCCGGAUUUCAUUCUAAAUGCUGCUAAACAUGCGAGCAGACAUGAUUCCUAGUCUUUGUUUCUCCGUCAGAUGGGUGGCUUUCUUUUGGCCCCGCUGCCUUCAGUGCCAGGAACUUGGUACACACAUCAUUUAAAGAAGGCUGUGUUAAAGUGGUAAUCUGUGACAUCUGCUUGGUGUUUUAAAACAGCAAGAAGUCUUCAGGGGUCCAAAACAUACCUGAUGUGCUAGAACCCAAAUGGGACUGCCAGA